AUGCGAGUAUGUGAGGCUGCUCGCAAUCGUCCGUGCUUUCGUGAUGAAGCAUCCAAGGGCAAUUUUGCCCUGUUUGAGAUGAUCAAAUGUGGUCAGCUACAACGACGUGUUGGUUUACGCGAGAAGAUGAAGUCAAUGGUGACGGGACGUUGGUUGGACUGGGAUCCCACAGAUUGUUUUCUACUCUUCAAACGAGAUCCACAGCCGUUCUCGUUUGACCAAAUGUAUCCAUUCGCGGAUGAUGUGAAAAUAGCAGAACCUGGAUCGAAAUCGUUCAGUACGGCCCAUUUAAAACUUGAAACUGGCACAACGAUUGUUCAUUACAAUAAGUCAAUGAAGCAACUGAACGAAUGGCAUGUUGAUGAUGUUUUGUGGUUUAUGGACCAUGAAACUGCUCGAAAGCCACCAACUUCGUUCACGUUAACGUUCAUUUUGACGAAAAAAAGUUUCAAAUUCAAAUCGAAAUUUAUCGGCUAUUGUAUAGCGUUUCGUGAUAAUAAUCAGCGAGUUCAGUGGCUGAAUUCUGUGCUCAGCUCACAGCUGGAUUUCCAAGCUUUACCCUCACCUUUGUUGCAAAUUUAA
Molecule: messenger RNA, 582 nt
Organism: Anisakis simplex (herring worm)
Lineage: Eukaryota; Metazoa; Nematoda; Chromadorea; Rhabditida; Anisakidae
Source: the annotation of a GenBank genome assembly